AUAUUUGAGGCACCAUCCCUGCCAUUGCCGGGCACUCGCGGCGCUGCUAACGGCCUGGUCACAUGCUCUCCGGAGAGCUACCGGAGGGCGCUGGGUAACCUCUAUCUGAGCCGCGGCCGCGAGGAGGAGGGAAAAGGCGAGCCAGGAGGAAGAGUGGGAGGGGGAAAGCGGCGAAGGAGGAGGAAGAGGAGGAGGGGAGCACAAAGAAUCCAGGUCUCCGGGGCGGGAGGUUUACAGCAAGAACCAUGUGUGCCGAGCGGCUGGGCCAGUUCGUGACCCUGGCUUUGGUGUUGGCCACCUUCGACCCGGCGCGAAGCACCGACGCCACCAACCCGCCUGAGGGACCCCAAGACCGGGGCUCCCAGCAGAAAGGUCGCCUGUCCCUGCAAAACACAGCGGAAAUCCAGCACUGUUUGGUCAACGCUGGCGACGUGGGAUGUGGCGUGUUUGAAUGUUUUGAGAACAACUCUUGUGAGAUUCGGGGCUUACAUGGAAUUUGUAUGACAUUUCUGCACAACGCUGGAAAAUUUGAUGCCCAGGGCAAGUCAUUCAUCAAAGAUGCCUUGAAGUGCAAGGCCCAUGCUCUACGCCACAGAUUCGGCUGCAUUAGCCGGAAGUGCCCGGCUAUUAAGGAAAUGGUGUUCCAGCUGCAGAGGGAAUGCUACCUCAAGCAUGACUUGUGUUCUGCUGCCCAGGAGAACACCCGGGUGAUGGUCGAGAUGAUUCACUUCAAGGACUUACUGCUGCAGGAACCUUAUGUGGACCUGGUGAAUCUGUUGCUGACCUGCGGGGAGGAAGUGAAGGAAGCCAUCAUGAAUAGCGUGCAGGCUCAGUGUGAACAGAACUGGGGAAGCCUGUGCUCCAUCUUGAGCUUCUGCACCUCAGCCAUGCAGAGGCCCCCCACAGCACCGCCUGAACGCCAGCUCCCAGGGGACAGAGCCAAGUUCUCCAGGCUCCAUCACGGGGAAGUGGGUCACCACGUCCCAGAGUCCAGCAGUCGGGAGACCAGCCGAGGUGCCAAGGGCGAGCGAGGUAGCAAGAAUCACCCAAAUGCCCAUGCACACUCCCGGGGCAGAGGUGCUGGCCAUGGGGCCCAGGGAACUUCUGGAAGCAUCGAGUGGGAGGAUGAACAGUCUGAAUAUUCUGACAUCCGGAGGUGA
Molecule: messenger RNA, 1160 nt
Organism: Condylura cristata (star-nosed mole)
Lineage: Eukaryota; Metazoa; Chordata; Mammalia; Eulipotyphla; Talpidae
Gene: STC2
Product: stanniocalcin 2
Exons: 4
Coding region: 246-1160 (304 amino acids)
Biological process (GO): intracellular calcium ion homeostasis
Cellular component (GO): extracellular region
Molecular function (GO): hormone activity
Source: RefSeq, a predicted model, not a curated record